AUGACUGGAAUCGCUCAAGAAUUUGCUCUUCGCAUUCAUCUGACAAGCACAUUACUCGGGACGUUUCUAUUUUUUCCCAUCUCGGAUACCCGCACAGUCGUUGUGACGGAAGACGUAAUACGAGCCAGAAAUCAAGCAUCUCUCAGCCAAAGCACGGAUUACGAACGAAUCCCAAAAAUAAUCCAUCAAGUGAAAUUAGGAAAUCUUGAAAUGCAACCAAAAUGGAUAGAAGCACGUAAAAGUUGUAUGGAUUUACAUCCAGAUUGGCAAUUCAAACUAUGGGAAGAUGAAGAAGCCGGAAAGUUUGUCAAUACACAAUUUCCACAUUUAUUCGAAACGUACAUUAAUUACCCUUUGGAAAUUCAACGUUCAAAUGUUUUACGGUAUUUGGUUUUAGAUAAAUUCGGCGGUGUUUAUUUGGAUUUGGAUUUGCGUUGUAGGGUUCCUUUGGAUGGGCUACGAAACGAAACAUUCUUGACACCUCCUGCAAAUCCAAGUGGAAUCAAUAACGCUUUCAUUGCUUCUAUACCCAAUCAUCCUUUUUGGACACACGUUCAAGAUUAUUUAAUUACGUUUAAUUUGGAUUGGUUCAAUUCACCGUAUAUCACAAAUAUGUUUUCGACAGGAUGUCACUUUUUGAGCACAAUGCACAGACUUUAUGGCGAUCAGCCUUCUUUAGCAAUCAUGGAUCAAGCAAACAAACUGAACGGACACGUUCAAACUCCUCUUUUCGAACAUCUUGGCGCGAGCAGUUGGCACAAAGGUGAUGCAAAGGCAAUUCUGCGAAUAGGACAUCAAAUCGAAAACAUCAAAAAACAUUUCUUUUCUCUUGUUGCUAUUCUCUUCUUGUUCUCUUGUGGUAUGGUCAUUGCGUUUGCUUCUCUUCGUCGUUUACGCCUUUCACGCAAGAGAAGGCUUGCAGGCUAUGAAGAUAUAGAAGCAACCAAAGAACUUGUCGUACAUCACGAAUAAUAUUUAUACCCUACAUCUCUC
Meira miltonrushii is the source of this 993-nucleotide messenger RNA. RefSeq lists its product as uncharacterized. The transcript has a single exon. Gene Ontology annotation, molecular function: mannosyltransferase activity. The coding region runs from base 1 to 972 and encodes 323 amino acids. NCBI's taxonomy places the organism in Eukaryota, Fungi, Basidiomycota, Exobasidiomycetes, Exobasidiales, Brachybasidiaceae. Gene Ontology annotation, biological process: mannosyl-inositol phosphorylceramide biosynthetic process. The record is from RefSeq and is a predicted model, not a curated record.